AGCAUUUCACCCGUAGAAACAUUAAUCUUUAUUGAAAUUGUGUCAUAUUUGUAGUAGAAAUUUAACACACACAUCAAAUGUGGUGCCUACUUGACCGAGAAUAGACAGAAAUUGACUUUAGGGUGUCAUUUGUAUAGAAUACUACAACUCCCACAAUGCACCACGAUGCACGGCUCCGCAAGCCACUCCCACUAAUCCAGAACACCGCCUACAAGACUUAUUCAUUUCACUGAAAACUUUUAUCGAGUUAGUUGGCGAAUUACUCCUCGUUUGUUUUUCUGUCAAAAUGGUGAAUUCUUGCAUGGUACAGGGAUGUUCAGUCAGAGCAAGGAAAGGGCAACAAGUAAGUUUUCAUUAUCUACCGAAAGAUACGGAGCGAUGCAAACAGUGGCUCAGGGUGAUAAAUCAUCCGUACUACUCGGAACACACACCCGCGGAAUAUUUGAAAAAACUAAAGGUUUGCAGUCUUCAUUUCAAAAAAGAAGACUUCCAAUUAAAUGUCUUGGGAAUGAAGAGAGUCGCUCUUUUGGACUCCGCCAUUCCGUCGGUGUUUACCUUACCAGAAGACGAUGAACAGCCGGGGCCAUCUGGACUUAGCAGCGCGAAACGCAUUCGCUUGGAGACUGAAACUGCGUCUGAUGCUGCUUUGCUAUCGUCGUCGUCGGAAGAUGAUGAACAACCUAUUACAACAUCAACACCAGUCAAGCAACCUACCCCUGUCCAAGCAGCACAGUUUUUGCCAAGUACACCUGGUGCCCUCGACACAAGUGCCAGCAGCAUUGAAGUUGGUUUCAUCGACGAAAGCUAUCAGCUUGAGUCGACCAUUACCCCCACAUCAUCAUCUUCGUCAUCAGAAGAUGAAGGUGGAAAAGACUGGCAUGAGAAGAAGGUUAUUGUCAAUGAAUCUAGCCUAAUGUCACUAUUUAAAUUCUGCCAGAUGUGUGGGAAACCAAUUUCUUCGAAGGACAUCUUUGAUAAUGGGGCACAGAGAAAAGUAAAAUGGACUUGUCUUGGGGGCCAUUCGGGGACUUGGACAUCUUCACCUGAUGUUAGAGGAAUGCCACAGGUGAAUCUCCUUUCUGCAGCAGCUGUUUUGUUCAAGGGUGGAACAUAUACGGAACUGUCAGACUGGUGCACAACCAUGAGCAUCCAAAUGAUUUCACAAACGACAUUUUACACCAUUCAAAACGCAUACUUGCAUCCCGCUAUUGAGAACUUGUAUGAGGAGAGAAGAAAUGAAGUUUUGGCAAGAGUUUAUUUGGAACAGGAGGAUGGGAAGCGCCCACACUUGGCGGGCGAUGGCCGAUGUGACUCGCCAGGUUUCAACGCAAAAUAUUGUCACUAUACAUUUAUGCUAGACGAUACAAAGAAGAUAAUCCACACGGAGCUGGUGCAGUGUACAGAGGCCACCAGCUCUGGAGCCAUGGAGACAUUAGGUUUUAGAAGGGGACUGACAGAGCUUCUAGACUUGGGCCUUGAGGAGGAGGUGAUGACAACGGACCGCUCGUCAUCAAUAAGGAAGAUAAUGAGGGAACAAUAUCCUAAUAUCCAGCACGAAUUCGACAUCUGGCACACAGCCAAAGGUUUCCGGAAUAAAAUACUGACGAAAGGGAAAAAAAAGGACACUGCAAUCCUUCUCGCAUGGACCAGGUCUAUCGUAAACCACAUGUGGUAUACCUGUGCCACAAGUAAGGGGAACAUAGAGGCACUGCAAAACCGUUGGAAAUCAAUUAUACACCAUGUUUGCAAUGAACACGAGUGGAGAGAUGAUGACGGAACACUGCAUCAGUGUGAUCAUCCUCCUCUUACUGCCCAGGACCAGAGGGUGCGAAUGUGGAUUGGCAAGGACUCGGUGGCAUUGCAGGCCCUGUCGUCACUGGUCCUAGACAAAAAACUGUUGAAAGACCUCAACCAGAUGGCACUCUUCAAACAUACUGGUGAGAAUAUAUGCACUUUUACUAUUGCAUCCUAAAUGAACGUGUUUCAAUUAAUCCUAUC
Molecule: messenger RNA, 1998 nt
Organism: Misgurnus anguillicaudatus (oriental weatherfish)
Lineage: Eukaryota; Metazoa; Chordata; Actinopteri; Cypriniformes; Cobitidae
Source: RefSeq, a predicted model, not a curated record